UUCCUUCUUCCCCUUAUCUUUCAAUCUUCUUCCUCUUCCAUUCAUCUCCGGCGAGGGAAUUAGAGAGGCGAAAACACAGAGAUGGGAAACUGCCAAGCCGUUGAUGCUGCAGCCUUGGUGAUACAGCAUCCCUGCGGGAAGAUAGAGAGGAUGUAUUGGCCAGUCACGGCCAGUGAGGUGAUGAGAAUGAAUCCUGGUCAUUAUGUUUCUCUGAUCAUUCCAUUGCCUGUCUCCACUGAAGAGAAUCAGGAUCAGAAAACUGUCAGAUACACCCGGAUUAAGCUUCUCCGGCAGAGUGAUACUCUUGCCCUUGGUCAUGCUUAUCGGCUUAUCACUUCUCAAGAGGUUAUGAAGGUCGUGAGAGCAAAGAAGUAUGCAAAGGUAAAGGCACAGCAGCUUAAUUCGGUAGAGAAGUUGCAGGAAGCACCUAAGAAUCAAAUUUCAGGGUUUGAGUCAGGAAUAAAGUCUAACAUGGAGAAGAACUCUCAGGUAAUUCUCUGAGAACCAUAUAUAUCAGCAUAAAAUCGACCAAUCUGGAUAUUAUUUUACAAAAUAAAUUUUCAAAAAGCUU
Rubroshorea leprosula is the source of this 571-nucleotide messenger RNA. NCBI's taxonomy places the organism in Eukaryota, Viridiplantae, Streptophyta, Magnoliopsida, Malvales, Dipterocarpaceae. The record is from the annotation of a GenBank genome assembly.